AUGUUUCUUUUCGAAUCUGAGUUGGAGCUUUUGAGACAUAAAAAUGGACUUCUCAAUGGUUAUGUUGGAAUUGGUCUUGCGUCACUUGAAGAAAAAAUGAAUUUUCUGUGGAAUUUCAAAGUAUUAUCGCAAGAGCAUAAGUUCUUCAAUUUGCUUGAAAUGCCUGAGUUUCGUGGAAUGCUUGAAUGGAAUGAAAUUUCUUGGCAUGUGGAUUUGUAUUAUGCCCUGCUUGAUCGAGAGGUUCCAAAGCAUGAGGAAUGCCAUCUUCUUAUUGAUUUGCUAGAACUUGAUAGAAUAAAGGCAAGUGCCAGAAAUUCUUUGCUUGUGGAGCUGGAAGAAUUUCGCUUCAAUGGCAUGAAGAUGGAUUUGCCUAAGCCCCCAGCCCUCGUACAAGAUCUGGUUUUGCUUGAGAAUGGAGGUCUAAGACACAAGCAAAAGGCACAUCUACAAACGGGCUGGGAUGCAGUAAAGGGCAAAUGGAAUAAAUUAUCCCAUGUGCCUGAGUUCAAAGAUCAAGCCCCAAAAAUGCUUCGAAAGGACAAAGAUGCCUUAGGAAACACCUUGGUUACCUUCACCAACAAAAAUAACAACAGCUUACAAAUAAAUUUUCUAGCUUGGCAUGAGAAGUUUAUGGCAUGGGAGCAAAAUUGUCAUGAGUUUAGCACUGAAGAGAAAACUAAGUGUUCCUGGGAGGGGGGAAGGGAGCAACCUGCCAGAAGGAGGAAAAACGGGGAAGAGGAUGAACAGAGCACGAAUUUGUUGGGUGUUGCAGGUGAGAGAGGAAGCUUGCAAUAUGAAAUGUCUGAUGAGGGAAAGAGAAUGGGUAUGCAUGUGGUUCAAAAGGUGAUUCCUCUCCUAGCAGGCUGCGUGCCAAUAUCCCUUGGUCCCUUGGGUGUCUUUUGCUUGAAACUUGCUCAUUUCCCAUGUGCUGGAACCUCCCAGCAGAUUUGUAUAAUGGACCUUCAGAGUUCUCCUUCGUGGCUUUUGUUUUUCCAGCCAAGUACUGGGGCUUUUGUAGCUCAUUAUGGUAAUUGUAUGGGCAAAGGUGAUUCAUUAAUAAGGAAAGACGUUAGGAAGAUUCUCAAGCGCAAGGAUAGUGAUGCUGGUGAAAGAGGAAGAGCUCUAGAAGACUUGCGGGCAGCUCUAUUUAAUGAAUUUCGCUCAUCUGAAGGUGCAAAGCGUCAACAACAACAACUAUGUGGCCCUGCUACUGCUCUUACAUUCAAUUUUGUAAUUGCUGUUGGUAUAAUUUUCGUGAACAAAUUGGUGCUCAAAGUUGUUGGGUUCCAGUUUCCUAUAUUUCUCACUUUUAUCCACUAUGUCGUUAGCUGGUUUUUGAUGGCCGUUCUAAAUGCUCUGUCUAUCCUCCCUGCGUGUCCCCCAAAAUCGACCCGCUUAUCUACGUUAUUUACUCUUGGUUUUGUUAUGGCCUUUUCUACUGGCCUUGCUAAUGUUAGUUUGAAGUACAAUAGUGUGGGGUUUUAUCAGAUGUCUAAGAUUGCGGUUACUCCUUCAAUUGUUCUCGCAGAAUUUUUAUUGUACAAUAAGAGAGUUUCUUUCUCCAAGGAUAGAAAAUUGGUGUCAGCAUUAGCAUGGAUAAUACCAAGUGCAGUCAACAAGAUUCUUUGGUCUAGUCUGCAACAGCAGGAAAAUUGGACAGCCUUGGCGUUAAUGUGGAAGACAACGCCAAUCACCUUAUUUUUCCUUGUUGCACUAAUACCCUGGUUAGAUCCACCUGGUGCCCUCUCAUUCAAUUGGAACUUUAAUAACACCUUGGCAAUUCUCAUGUCAGCUAUUCUUGGCUUCUUGCUUCAGUGGUCAGGUGCUCUAGCACUUGGGGCCACAUCUGCUGUUACACAUGUUGUUCUUGGUCAAUUCAAAACAUGCGUCAUUCUUCUAGGAAACUACUACCUCUUUAGUUCGAAUCCAGGCAAGACGAGUAUUUCUGGGGCUUUCACAGCAAUUGCUGGAAUGUCUAUUUACACUUACCUUAAUUUGAAGCAGCAAUCGAGCAAAGCUCCACGACAAGCCUCUUCUUUGCCAAAAUCAAAACUGAGUAAAGAAAAUGGCAGCAUCCAUGAAGGAAACUAUGGUUCUGAAUCUGUCUAA
This is a messenger RNA of Prunus armeniaca (apricot), 2109 nucleotides long. The record is from the annotation of a GenBank genome assembly. Lineage: Eukaryota; Viridiplantae; Streptophyta; Magnoliopsida; Rosales; Rosaceae.